AUGGGGCAUCAAAAAUUAGGUUGGUGCAGCUACCGAAUUGGCCUUUGCUUGCGGAGGCCAGAAGAGAACCCGUUAGACCUCAACAAUUUGCCAGAUGACUACUCUAGGGAUGGUAAACAAGUUCUUGAAGACGAUUUCUCUGGUUUCAGUAAAAAGAAAAGCGGCGGGGAGGAUGCGAAAGAAGAGUGUGGUAAGGUCUACGAGUGUAGGUUUUGUUCCCUCAAGUUCUGCAAAUCUCAGGCUCUUGGAGGUCACAUGAACCGCCACCGCCAAGAAAGGGAAACCGAGACCCUUAACCAUGCUCGUCAACUCGUCUUCCGUAACGAUCAUUCCAUGGCUGCCCAAGGGGCCCCUCACUUAGGGUGCUGCCAACCGGUAGUGGCAGGGAGUUACAACAACAUAGGAGAUCCAACUAUGUCUCUGAGGUUUCCCAGAUACUUGUCUGCUGCUUCUUCAACAUCGUCUCAAGCUUCUCAUUCAUACCUGUACGCUUCGUCCUCACGACCGGUCUCAUCCUUUCCUUCACACUAUCACCAACCACCAGCUGUGAGCGAUUACUAUGUGGGAACCAGUAGUACUGGGAGCGGCGAGCCUGCUGGCUACGCCUGUAUCGGUGCACCGGUGGGCCAUGAAGGGUCACUUCACAGCUAUGCCUAUUCUGCAGCACAGCACCGUCUGGAUCCUCCUUCAGCGAUCAAUCGGUUUCAAGAUGGAUUUUGA
This is a messenger RNA of Neltuma alba, 720 nucleotides long. Its product is annotated as zinc finger protein JAGGED-like. Gene Ontology annotation, molecular function: DNA-binding transcription factor activity. NCBI's taxonomy places the organism in Eukaryota, Viridiplantae, Streptophyta, Magnoliopsida, Fabales, Fabaceae. Bases 1 to 720 code for a protein of 239 amino acids. The transcript has 5 exons. The record is from RefSeq and is a predicted model, not a curated record.